Messenger RNA from Eurytemora carolleeae, 2756 nucleotides. It is a transcript of the gene IKKbeta, whose product is annotated as inhibitor of nuclear factor kappa-B kinase subunit beta. Lineage: Eukaryota; Metazoa; Arthropoda; Copepoda; Calanoida; Temoridae. Gene Ontology annotation, biological process: positive regulation of transcription by RNA polymerase II; peptidyl-serine phosphorylation; tumor necrosis factor-mediated signaling pathway. The transcript is spliced from 27 exons. The coding region runs from base 180 to 2444 and encodes 754 amino acids. Gene Ontology annotation, cellular component: cytoplasm; IkappaB kinase complex. Gene Ontology annotation, molecular function: IkappaB kinase activity; ATP binding. The record is from RefSeq and is a predicted model, not a curated record.
CGCUGAAGUUAUUGUAUUUAGAUAUUUAGUUUAACUAUUUAGUAUAUAUGCGAUUUUGAUGUAAAAUGCAGCUGUCACUGUUAACUUAAGGUGUUAAGUUUAAGAUGUAAAAAUAUCCACCAUUUUGAAGUUAAAAUGUCAAUAAAAAUUUUAUUAAAAUUAAAUAUUUUCUAGAUAAAAUGUCUACGGAGUGGGUUUGUGAGAACCAGCUUGGAUCUGGGGGAUUCGGUAUAGUUCAUGUCUGGAGAAAUAUUCUUACUAAUCAGAAAUAUGCUUUAAAGAAAUUUAAGUUCGGUUCGGAAACUCUUCUUACCGCCAGGCACAAAACACAAUGGUGCCAGGAGGUUGACAUAAUGCUGAGAUUAGAUCAUAUGAACGUUGUGCGAUGUUACAGUAUACCCCCUGGUUUAGACCCAGGUUCUACAGAUCUACCAAGUUUGUGUAUGGAAUAUUGUGAAUCCGGAGACCUGAGACGAUUACUCAACAAAAUAGAAAAUUGCAGAGGUCUGCUUGAAUCUCAAAUAUUACCAGUUCUGAAUGAUGUUACCUCCGCUCUUGGAUACCUUCACAAUAGACGAAUAAUUCAUCGAGAUUUGAAACCGGAGAACGUCGUUCUGAAAUCUACGCAGACAAGGAUGGUUUACAAACUGAUUGAUCUGGGAUAUGCUAAGGAGCUCGGGGUUUCUAGUUUAGCCAAAUCUUUUGUUGGAACUCUACAAUACGUUGCACCAGAACUUUUUCUAGAACAGGACUACACUAAAUCCGUAGACUAUUGGUCACUAGGACUACUCUGUCAUGAGAUCGUGACUGGACAGCGACCCUUCCUGCCCCAUCUCUCCCCUGGGCAGUGGGUUGACCAUGUGGAGCAGAAACUACAGAAUCAUAUUGCUGUUCUGGAAACUGUAGAUGGGAAGAUAGUUUACCAGGAGAAUCUAGUUCCGGAAACCAGAAUAUCCAGGAAACUGGCGCUUAGGUUAGAGGACUGGUUGCGAAGUUUACUUGACUGGAGUGCUGAGAGGAGAGGGCGGGAUACUCAUGGGAAUGUUGUCGUCUUCACACAGUUAAACAAAAUAUUAAGAGAGAAGAGAUUAGAUGUAUUUAAUCUACGGAAUAAGACUGUUCAUUGCUAUGCCGCCGAAACUAGUUUUAGCUUUAACCAUCUUCAGGCUCAAAUACUAGCUGAUACUAAUAUUAGUGCCGAAAAUCAACUUCUGUUAACCGACCAUGGAUACAAGAUAACGAGGGAGGAUGAUCUUGAUCAGUUUACGGAAGCUGAAUUGCCAAUAUUUCUAGUAGACAUGAGUUCAAUGAGUUUAAAGCUGAGUGAACAGUUGAAGUGUGUUCAGUUCCAGAUUCCAGUUUUAGUUCAGCAGUUUCUUAGAGACACUAAGCGAAGUGUGCAAGACUACCAUCUCAAACUUAUGAACGUCCAUGGAUAUCAUUUUAUUGCCCAGGAAUGUAGAACCCAUGAGCUGAUGGCUAUAGGACUGAAAACUCUGUUCUCUUAUAUCAAAACAGAGAUACAGGAUUUCUCCACACUCACAUUCUCACAGGAUUUGCAGAGGUUGGAGGCAAACAUGGAGUUCUUCACUUCAAGUCUUAAUCAUGAUCUUAGCAGGUAUGAUGAGCAGGCCCAGAAGAAGGACAGAAUUACCUCUGUGAAAAUGAUUGAAUCCUGGAAUAGUUCAAGAACAGAUAUUUUAUCUUCAUUAGAUACCCUCAGGACAAGAACUUGUAUACUAGAGGAGAGCAUCAAAACUGCAGAAACUGGAAUACGAGAAGUUGAACGGGAAACUACAAUUCUUGAUCCUCCAUCAGAUCCAGCACUCAAGGAGCUUGAGGGACGAAGUUUAAGGUUGUACGACGGUUUGCGGAGAGAGCGUGCUAGUAAUAGAGUAGAUACUACACCUAGAGAAAUAGCACAGAUUGUUGUACGAAUGCUGCGACGACGUGAUCAACUACUGAACAGUACAUGUUCUCUGCUGUGUAAACUACGGAGGCUUGUUGUUGACUCCCUUGAUAUUAAUCAAGCUGCUGGGGUUGUUAGCACCAGCUUUCAAACUCUUGGGGAGAGUUUAAUCAAAGCACAAACAAGAAGACAAUCUGAUAUUUGGACUCUGCUCGCUGCCGCAAUCAAGUAUUCACCUCAGAGCAAGGACGACAAGAAACCAAAACAAAGUGAUCAGCUGACAGUUAAACAUGAGAAGGAAGAGAAGCAGAAUGAUGCCUCGGAGAAUAAUAAUCUUGAUGGUAAAGAGAGUCUGAUGAAUUUACCUGGAAUUAAUGAAUUGAAUAUUACCAAGGAUGAACAGGAAACAGGCAGCCAAAAUACUAAGAUACAACUUGAUGUCUCAGAGUCAGAAAAACUAAUAGAGGAAAACGAAAAGAUCCGAACAUCUCUGGAGCAAAGGAUGAAAGUACUGGAGAAAUGCCUUCAGGAUUAAUUCAUAGAAUUAUUUUCAUUUUAUAAUUAAGUAAACUUAAAGGGAAGAGUCUGCGAUAUUAAAUCGCGGUAUUUUUCUUUAACAUGUUCGAAAAAAAGCUAUAAUAAAACAAUCCGCCCUUUUAGUGCCAUUAAAGGAUCAAAUAAUGUACAAAAAUGUUCUAGUGUGUAUGAAUCGUCCAAACAGCAUUCUUUAGUAUUUUUUAUAAACAAUUGUUGUAAGGGAUUGUUCCUAGUUUGAAAACAAUUAUUGUAAGGGAUUGUUCCUAGUUUGAAAACAAUUAUUGUAAGGGAUUGUUCCUAGUUUGAAAAC